Molecule: messenger RNA, 1893 nt
Organism: Zingiber officinale
Lineage: Eukaryota; Viridiplantae; Streptophyta; Magnoliopsida; Zingiberales; Zingiberaceae
Product: leucine-rich repeat extensin-like protein 1
Exons: 1
Coding region: 144-1613 (489 amino acids)
Molecular function (GO): protein binding
Source: RefSeq, a predicted model, not a curated record
GUGAGCCAGACAAGAAACGAAGCCUCGCUGUUCACAGCAGAAGCAGAACACAUUAAUAACGUCAUCCACCAACUCCUCUAAAAAUCCCACCUCUGCGAACGCCGCUACUCGCCGGCGGCGAAGACGGUGGCGUUGGGCAUGCAAUGGCCGCCCUUCUCCACCUCCUCUCGCGCUUCCUCCUCCUCUUCGUCGUUUUCACCGGUGGCGCCGCCCAGUUCGCAAAUCCUAGGCUGAGAGACGCCUACAUCGCCCUCCAGUUUUGGAAGCGCACCGCCAUCUUCUCCGACCCCAACAACAUCACCGGAAACUGGAUCGGCCCGGGUGUCUGCUCCUACACUGGCGUCUUCUGCGCCAGACUCCCCGACUCACCCAAUGUCACCGUCGUCGCUGGCGUCGACGUCAAUCACGCCGACAUCGCCGGGUACCUCCCUGCCAAGCUCGGCCUCCUCGCUGACCUCGCCCUCCUCCACCUAAACUCGAACCGCUUCUGCGGCACCCUCCCCCACACCUUCGGCCGCCUCCUCCGCCUCCACGAACUCGAUCUGAGCAACAACCGCUUCGUCGGUCGCUUCCCCUUUGUCGUCCUCCGCCUCCCCGCCCUGCGCUUCCUAGAUCUGCGUUUCAACGACUUCGAGGGUCCCAUCCCGCCCGCCCUCUUCCGCCGCCCCUUCGACGCCAUCUUCCUCAACGACAAUCGCCUCCGCAGCGGCAUCCCUGAAACCCUAGGCGCCUCCCCUGUCUCUGUCCUAGUUUUGGCUAAUAAUCUCCUCGGCGGAUGCAUCCCGGCCUCGAUCGGCGGCAUGGCGGGGACGCUCAACGAGAUCAUCCUCCUCAACGACGACCUCUCGGGCUGCAUCCCACCCCAGAUCGACCUGCUCCGCCGCGCCACCGUCUUCGACGUCAGCUUCAACGACCUCCAGGGUCCGCUGCCGGUUUCCGUCUCCGGAAUAAGGAGCAUCGAGCAGCUCAACGUCGCGCAUAACCGUCUCACCGGGCGGAUCCCUGCGGGCAUCUGCCAGCUGCCACGGCUCAGGAACUUUACCUACUCAUUCAACUACUUCGUCGGCCGGCCGCCGGCUUGCGCUCGGAGGGGGGCGGCGAAGUUCGACGGCAGAGAGAAUUGCAUUGUCGGACUGCCAAAGCAGCGGCCUCCGCGGCAGUGCACGUCCCCGGCGGUCCAAUCGUUUGAUUGUAGUAGGUCGAACUGCUUUGUCGGCGGCGCCAUCACGUCCCCGCCUCCUCCUUCCCCAAGGUUUAACAUUCGCAGGCGUACUCCGAGGCCGCCGUCUGCUCCAGUUGGGAACAUGCCCAGAGGCAACUUUAGGGUACCAUCCCCACCACCGCCACCAUACGAAACAGUCCCUUCUUCUAGAACGCACCCGCCACCGACGCCGUCGAAGUACCACCCAACGACUCCUCCUCCAGCUACCACUUCUCCACCACCUUACAACACUAUUCCACCGGCAUCACCAUCAACGCUUUUCACAUCCCCGCCGCCUCCUUUCAUUCCAUGGGAAGCUACACCAUCUUCAGUACUUCCACCUCCGCCACCACAGCUCCCUCCAAUCUUUGGCGUCUCCUAUGCCUCUCCACCCCCUCCGGCGAUUCCAUAAUCUCCACUGUUAAUCGAUCAUUUCAACCAAAAAAUCGCUUUUAAUGCUCCUCUACUGUCUCCAUCAUCGUCUUCUUCUCCUUCCUUCCAUGUUUCGAGAUGAUCAUGUCAAUGCCAUGAAGUUCAAGCGUGCUUUACUCUUCUCUGUUACAGUUCAUGUUUAUAAAUAAAAGAUGCCGUAGCAUUUGGCAGGAAGCGACGACGAACUCCAAGUGGAGCAGAACAUCUUUUGGACAAGGCGAGUGGUUCGUGGAGUAAAUAAUUAAGGGGGCGUUUGGUUC